GUAAUACCGCUGAUUUCACUGUCUGUCUUUUGCAACAGUACUGCGAAGGGCCAUGGAGCCACUCAGUUGGAUGGAUUGGACUCUAAAUGUGUAUUUUAAUCCCACCUUGCAUCCAUCAGUUCAUAUUAUUUAUGAUGUCCCUUGGUCAUCCAUGAUCAGUCAGCUGACCUUUCACCCAGCUAUAGAAGGUGUCAUGAAGAGUUCUGGAGUUCCAGAAUGGUGACUACAGUGAGUCAGUUAUGAGAAUCUCUCUGCAGAAUUCACACACUCUUCAACCCGAACACACUCAUUUGUGCCUGGAUGAUCAACUGUGUUGGAGUACUCUCUUAUCGUUGAACUUACAGUCGUGAAAUUUUCGUUGUCGCUUUGACAAACACUUUGUUAAACCUGUUCUGUAUUUGGAUAUACAGCAACAAAAUAUCAAUGGAUUUUACUGAAGGAAGCAGAGGAAUCUACAGACCCAUCAGGGUGUUGUUUGACACACCCAUAUAUGAACGGGCUCUGCAGACCUGCUGGCAUGUUGGCUCUUAUAAGUCUCAGAUUGCACUGGUUGCUGAACUUCUGAGGCUCCAGCAGAAAUACCAGCUCUCAUCUGAGGUGACUGCUGAAGACAUGACUGAGCUGCUGUUGGAAGAGAGCAAAAGCACAGUGAGAGUGAAGCUCUGGGAAUUUGAACUGGAAGACUUUGAUGAGGAUGUCAUACCUCUUCUCAGACUGGUGUGGGAGGUGAACAACAACAUGAAGAGGAGGGACGUUGAGUUUGAAGCCAGAAGGCUGCUCAACUCACCAGAGACCAUCCCUCCUCAGUUUCAACAUCCCAAGAUCAUCAGCCAGGCUCACAAGUAUGCCAAGAGCCUGACAGAGCAGCACCAGCAAAUCCGCAGCUCCAAACUGCUGUGCCCACGAGAGGUGGUGAUGGAGGUGGUUCCAAAAGUUGUGCAGGGCUUCUGGUUGCCUCCUCCAAACACCUCCUUCAACAUGCCCUCCAAGCAGCUGAGUAAAAUGGCUGUUGGAGUCACAAAAGCUGUUGAGGACCGGGUCUCCACUACUCUGCCCUCCAUGCUCCUUCAGGUCUCCUUCUCCCGCUUCAUCAGAAACGACGUGGUCCUGUCUAUCCAGGAAAAGGUUAGACAGGGUUAUACUAAAGACGUCCUAAUGAAGAUGCUUAACUGCUUUUCAGCAAAGGUGCUGAAAACCAUCAGUGAUGUAGCAGCGGCAGAGAUCUGUGUGCUGUUUCAGCCUCAGACUCACACAAAAAUGCCUCCAAAUCUGAAGCCCAGAGAGGACUGCACCCAGCCAGCAGAUGUGGUGGAUCUUGCAGAGGCCAAAACCAGCUCUGCUGUCAUGACUCCUCCACCUGCUCCUCCUACCCUCGCUAUAACUGCCAACACUGGCCUGGAUGAGGCAGAGGAACAGCCAGUACCCAGCUCAGAACUGGACUCUGCUGUGGCUACAACUCCUGCAGCUCCUGUGAGCCCCGCUGAUGAGUCUCCUGUCAUCUCUGCAGUACAGGAUGACCUGACCGCCAGUGCUGAAUCUCAUUCUAACUCUUCCAUCCACAAUGGUUUGAACAACAGCCUGGAUGAAGCAGAGGAAGAGCCAACUUCAAGCCCACAACCAGACUCUUCUGCCCUUUCUCCUCCACCUGCUCCUCUUACCUUUGCUACAGAAACUCCUGCCAACACUGGCCUGGAUGAAGCAGAGGAACAGCCAGUGCUCAGCCCAGAAUCUGCUGUUAUUCCUCCUCCACCUGCUCCUCUGACCCCCUCUCCUGAACCUCCUGUCAACGCUGCCAACACCCCCAAAACCCAGGGGCCAACAUUCAGUCCAGAACCAGACUCCACCUUUGUUAUUGCUCCCCCACCACCUGUGACCCCUCCUGCUGAUGAGUCUCCUGCCAUUUCUGCAGUUCAAGAUGACCUGAUCUUCAUGCAGCAGCCAGUCAGGGUGGAUGAGUCCUUCACCACCACUACAGAGGUUAAAAAGACAAAGAGGAGAAGAUUCAGCCGCUUCUUUGGUUGGCUGCGAAAAAACAUCUGCUGCUGUUUCCUGUCUGAAGACACAGAGGCAGAAUGACAUUUCCUCUGUAAAACACCAUUUUAUUGCUGCACUGCAGCCUUCUGUCUUUCGUUUUGAAUUAAUAAAUUUGCAAAAUUAAGCAUUUUAUUUCAUAUGUUAUAGUUUGUUCAUAAAACACUGCACAUACUGUAUAGCUUUAGUUUCCUGGUGUAUUUCAUGAGCACUUUUAUUAUGGAAAAACAAACAGAAAUGACUUAUGCAAGAAACAAGACUUUCCAACACAGACAAACAGAAGACAGUGGAGGAUGGUAGGAGAUGCCGCAAACAAUUCUGAAAUCCCCUCAGUAAAACAUCAUUGAGUACUUUGUUAUUGUAAUUAUCAGUUUCAUUUUUGUGAAUGUAUUAAACUGUAUUAAAACUAAGACGCAAUACAGGAAUUCUGUGAUGUAUGUAGAGUGCAGGCUUGAUUUUGCACUAGGACAUAUGGAUGUGUAUUUGAGAAACAAGCACUUUUGAUUUGGGUAAAAUCAGAAUUACAAACAGACAAAAUGUCUUACAACAAAUGUCAAAUAUUCCCCAAAACAGAGAAGGAUUAGGAUUUUCAAACACUUCACCAUACAUCCCUUUGUAAUUGCCUGCAACUAGCACCUGUGGCAUUUCUGAAGUAAAACAUUUAUAGAAAAUUGCCCGUUUUUUCAAUGACUACUUUUGAGGAAACAUUGCAAUGGGAAAAUUUAUUUCCACAGACUGCACUAAAUAUAUGUAAAAUCAACAACAAAAACCUAUCUCUAGUUUGCCAGCUAGAAUGAAAGAACUACCAUACCCCUAAUCUUUUGCUUCCUGUCUGAAGACACAGGGACAGAAUGAACUUCCAUCUGUAAAACAUAAUUUUAAUGCUGCACUGCAGCCUCUAUUUCUCUGUUUCAUUUUUUGUGUCUUUCAUUUUGAAUUAAUAAACCUAUAAAUUUAUAGGUUUUGUUUCUGGGUGUACUUCAUGAGCACUUCUAGUAUAGUGACAAAAACAUCAAGAACAGAAAUUAAGAUAAAGAGAAGACAGUGGGGGGUGGUAGG
Lates calcarifer (barramundi perch) is the source of this 3090-nucleotide messenger RNA. RefSeq lists its product as uncharacterized. NCBI's taxonomy places the organism in Eukaryota, Metazoa, Chordata, Actinopteri, Centropomidae. The transcript is spliced from 7 exons. The record is from RefSeq and is a predicted model, not a curated record. Bases 424 to 2076 code for a protein of 550 amino acids.